Molecule: messenger RNA, 537 nt
Organism: Sphenostylis stenocarpa
Lineage: Eukaryota; Viridiplantae; Streptophyta; Magnoliopsida; Fabales; Fabaceae
Source: the annotation of a GenBank genome assembly
AUGAGGUCUCAUGCUAUUAAAUCUCUAUUCUCGAUUACAUUUUCUGCAACAUUUCUUCUCUCCAAAAUAAUGUAUCUAAAAGGUGAAGUGACUACUGCAAUUGAGAUUCAAACACCUGCAGCCAAGUUCUUCAACUUUUUGUUGAAUCAACUUCACGAGAUUCAGAACAUCACUGAGAGAGUUCAUGAAAUCAAGGAUGUUCAACUUCAAGGUUUUGGGCAUGCCAUCGGUUCUGUUAGGAGCUGGACUUUUACCCUAGAUGGAAAGGUUGCAGUGUGUAAAGAUCGAAUCGAAGCAAUUGAUGAACAGAAGAAGGCAAUGACAUACAAACUCUUCGAUGGGGAAGUGAGUCAGAGUUUCAAGAUGCUGAGAAUCUUCUUACAAGUGACUGACAGAGAGGGUGGUGAUGUUGGUGCUGUUGUUAAAUGGACUUAUGCAUAUCAGAAACUGAAUGACAAAGUUCCACCACCUUAUGCCUACUUGGACUUCAUAACCAAAGUUACUGAAGAUGUCGAUGCUCAUCUUCUAAUGCCAUGA